This is a messenger RNA of Tarenaya hassleriana, 2212 nucleotides long. RefSeq names its product probable plastid-lipid-associated protein 14, chloroplastic. Gene Ontology annotation, biological process: protein phosphorylation. Gene Ontology annotation, molecular function: ATP binding; protein kinase activity. The coding region runs from base 122 to 2137 and encodes 671 amino acids. Lineage: Eukaryota; Viridiplantae; Streptophyta; Magnoliopsida; Brassicales; Cleomaceae. The record is from RefSeq and is a predicted model, not a curated record. The transcript has 14 exons.
UCUCAAAUUCGAAUUCUUUAGCUUUUGAGGUUUUGAUCGUUGGAGUUGUGUGCGGAAAUUUUGUUUCUUUCUCGGGCCUGAUUGUUUGAUUCGGAGGUUAAGAGGUUUGGUGUUUUGUUGAAUGGCGCUUUGCGGUGUUUGUUCAAGUCCAAAUCUUGGGAAAUCGGAAGUGUGGUAUUCUGCAAGAAAUUUUUCGGCCAAAUCGGUUGGUCAGAAACUUAACCGCAUCGUAUGGAAGCCCACGUAUUCAGUUCGGACACGACCAGUGAAAGUCCGUUGUUCAUCCUCCGGAACAUCUAAAUCUUCAGUGGAGAUGGACGAGUAUAAUCAGAGCAAUGUGUCAGUUUCCGCAGAGGAUGCAUCUGCACAUGUAAUGCAGUUCACUUGGUCCGAUUUUAAGGUUCUUGAUCGUGUCAGCCUUGGCCAUGGAGGGAGGGCAGAUGAACUUGUGUUUGAAGCCAUAGUUCAGGAUCCAGAUAGCCCUUUAUUUAACCAAGGAGUUGUUCUUCGGAAACUUACUACCACUCAUGCUCAAAGGAGGGGAAGACGAGCCAUAGAGGUAUUAAAGAAGCUUGCUCGUCGUAGACUUCUAUACCAUUCUUACUCGUUGCAAGUUCAUGGUUAUAUCUCCUCUAAUUCAAAAGAUGGUCGUGACUUAUUUACCCUGGUGCAUGGGUACCAUGGUAGUUUUUCUCUGAGGCAUUGGCUUCAACAAUCUGAUUGGCUUCCAACUUUAGAAGCUACCCUUGCAUUGGAUGAAGAAUCUGUCAGAAAGGUGGGGGAUGAUACAAUUGGUGGGCCUGCUGUUUCGAGGCAGUUAAGAAUGAUUCGUAUACUCAUGAGGGAUCUUUUGAUCGGGGUCAAUUACUUGCACAGCCAUGGUCUUGCCCACACAGAACUGAGACUGGAAAAUGUGCACAUAAGCCCUGUGGAUAGACACAUCAAAGUCGGGAUUCUCGGAAAUGCUGCUGACUUUUACGAAGAUGGCCCUAGUUCUAGUAACCGUUAUAGUAACAUGGAUAGGCGUCAAAUGAUGAUAGCAUUUGACAUGAGGUGCGUUGGAUUCAUGAUGGCAAAAAUGAUACUCAAAGAGCUUAUGGAUCCUUUGAUCUUUGCAAAAUUUAAGUCUUUCCUUGCUAAGGGGAAUGAUCCUUCCUCGCUACGGGAAUUCUUUGUGAAGACUCUCAAUACAAACUCCCAAUCUGGAAAUGUUGGAGUGCAAAUACUUGAUAGAUACUGGGGUUCAGGUUGGCACCUUCUAUCGUUAUUGAUUGCCGCCAGGCCAUCUAAAAGAAUAAGUUGCUUGGAUGCUCUUAAACAUCCCUUUCUCUGUGGUCCAAGAUGGCGAGUUGCCCCAUCCAUGGAUAUCAUCCGGUGGGGUCUCGGAUCAACUGCAGUGAGGAUUUCAGAAGAAUACAUCUACCAUAAGCCUCAGCGGCAAAGGCUUGCACACUUCAUCGAACUAAUGGAAAUGCUGAAUCCAUAUCCAAAACCAAAAAACUGGUUGGAGCUAUUCCCGGGGAAAUGGCGAUUGCUUUACUCAACUGGAAGGCACAUAGGUUUAACUCUGCGUCAGGCCACAACUCGUGCACUGAUAGGCAAUGUCCACUUAACGAUAACAAGAGCUUCAAAGGUCAAUGACGUCCUCUCUUUCACCACCGAAGUAGGAUUCACCGCCAUGACAAGCAAAGACUGGCCACAUGGCAAGACCGGAACCACCGGAAAGUUACAGACGCUCUCUCAAGUCAGACUAGUGGCCGGGAGAAGGCUGUAUCUGAAAGAAGAAAAGAACAUCGGGAAGUUCUCGUUGGGUGGACCAGAUACGGAGGAACCACUUGCCCAGAAGCUCGAGAGUGAGAAGUGGAAGAAAGUCGUGCCCUUUAAGGAGUUUCCGUCUAGUCUUCCAGUGGCAAAACUCGUUUCGGGCGAAAUCGAGGUGACGAUGAAUCUCGACGAUCGGGUAGAAUCCCCGGGGAACGUGGUUCAAGAAGUGAGAAAGCAGAUCCCGCCCGAGAUGUUCGAUCUAUCAAAACUCGUCUGCGGAACGUACGUAGAUCGCAGGUUACUCGUGCUUCGUUGUGUGAAUGGUUCGGCUUUGUUGUUCACUAGAUCUUGCUUAGACCACAACUUAAUGUAGCCUUUUGGUUCUGUUUUUGUUGUGUUGUACGUGUAUAUUCCAAAUUUAUUAUUAGGACCAUUCUUUGUUAUGUCA